Molecule: messenger RNA, 4968 nt
Organism: Sardina pilchardus (European sardine)
Lineage: Eukaryota; Metazoa; Chordata; Actinopteri; Clupeiformes; Clupeidae
Product: mucin-5B-like
Exons: 36
Coding region: 1-4968 (1655 amino acids)
Cellular component (GO): extracellular matrix
Molecular function (GO): protein binding
Source: RefSeq, a predicted model, not a curated record
AUGUCCAAAAUACAAAUGCUUGCAGGAACCAGCCCAGUACACAACGACCAGGUCUGCAGUACAUGGGGUAACUACCAUUUCAAGACGUUUGAUGGAGACAUCUUCCAGCUCCCGUCCAGCUGCAACUACGUCCUGGCCUCUCAGUGCAAGAGCAGCUAUGAGGAUUUCAACAUCCAGAUGAGGAGGGAGCUGGAGAACGGCCUCCCGACCAUCAGCAAGGUCACCAUGGUGCUGGAGGGUACCGUGGUGGAGCUGAUGAAGGGCUCUGUCUCCGUAAAUGGAAAACUUGUGAUACUGCCAUUCAGUGAAUCAGGGGUUCUCAUUGAGAAGAGCUCCUCCUACAUUAACAUCGAGGCAAAGCUGGGGCUCUGGGCCAAGUGGAAUGAAGAUGAUGCCUUCAUGGUGGAACUGGACAAGAAAUAUGUAAACCAAACUUGUGGGUUGUGUGGAGACUUCAAUGGUGUCCAGACUUAUAACGAGUUUGUCACAAAGGGUGUGCCCAUUUCUAAUCUUGACUAUGGAAGCCUCUGGAAGCUGGAUGGUCCAACUGAAACCUGUACAGAGCCAGUUACACCUGAACCAACGUGCAAAGAUAUGACGUCUGUAUGUGAGCAGCUACUCUCCAACCCUGCCUUUGAAAGCUGUAAAGCUGUAGUGGACGUCGAUUCAUUCAUCAAGGUCUGUGCGAGGGACCUCUGCCUGUGUGCUAACAGCUCUGACUCCUUCUGCCUGUGCGGCACCAUAUCUGAGUACUCACGUCAGUGCAUCCAUGCCGGAGGGAAACCCGGUGAAUGGAGGACAGAACAGUUCUGCUCAAAAUCAUGCCCCUCCAACAUGGUGCACCAGGAGUGUGGAAGCCCGUGUGUGGACACUUGCUCAAACCCUGACCGAGGACAGGUGUGUGAGGAACACUGCAUGGAUGGAUGCUUCUGCCCGCCAGGCACUGUGCUUGAUGAUGUCACUGGGAUGGGCUGCAUCAGUUCAACAAAGUGCUCCUGUAGCAACAACGGAAACAUAUACCAACCUGGAGAGUCUUACUCCAGCAACUGUAAACACUGUACCUGUGGAGGUGGCCAGUGGAGCUGCAUAGAGAAGGACUGCCCAGCAACAUGCUCUGUGGAGGGAGGCUCCCACUUCUUCACCUAUGAUGGGAAAGCCUACACUUUCCAUGGGGACUGCUCCUAUGUCCUCACCAAGCAGUGUAAUGGGUCCGACUUCACAGUGCUUGGGGAUCUUGUCAGGUGUGGUUUGACAGACACAGAGACCUGUCUGAAGGCCGUGACGCUGGCUGUUUCUGGAGAUACUGUGAUUAAUAUCCAACCCAAUGGAAAAGUUUUUGUUAACAGGAUGUACUCACAGUUGCCCCUGUCUACAGCUGGAGUGACAAUUUUUGAAGCAUCCACAUUUUUCAUAAUUGUUCAGACCUCAGUUGGCAUUCAGUUGGAAAUUCAGCUGUCACCAAUCAUGCAGGUGUACAUCACAGCAAGUUCUGAACUCAAGCAAAAGACAUGUGGUAUGUGCGGAAACUUUAACAGCAUUCAGGCAGAUGAUUUCUUGGCGAUGAAUGGAAUUAUUGAGGGAACAGCAUCAGGCUUUGCUAACACCUGGAAAACAAGAGCCAGCUGUCCUGACGUGAAGAGCAGUUUGGAGAACCCCUGCAGCCUGAGCAUUGACAAUGAGAAGUAUGCCCAGCAGUGGUGCUCCCUGCUCACGGACCCUGAUGGUGUGUUUUCCCCGUGCCACAGUGAGAUCAACCCAGACAUCUACAAAGAGAACUGCAUGUACGACACCUGCAACUGUGAGAAGAGUGAGGACUGCAUGUGUGCUGCCCUCUCCUCCUAUGCGCAUGCAUGUGCAGCUAAAGGCAUCCAGCUGAACGGGUGGAGAGACACAACCUGCAAGAAAUAUGCCAACAACUGCCCGAGCAACAUGGUGUAUGUCUACAGCAUACAAAACAGUGACCGCUCAUGCCGUUGCUACAGUGAUCCUGACUUCACCUGCUCAGUUACUUUUGCUCCUGUGGAUGGAUGCAUCUGUGAUGAGGGAACAUAUCUGGACGAAGGGGGGAAAUGUGUUGCACCAGCCAGCUGCUCCUGCUAUGACAAGGGCCAGGUGAUUCCUCCAGGGGAGGUUAUCAGCAAGGACAGGGCCACAUGCACAUGCAAAGCUGGCAAACUCAGCUGCAUGGGAGAAACUACACAUCUUACUACAUGCCCAGCACCCAUGGUGUAUUUCAACUGCUCCAAUGCUGGUGCGGGAGCCAAAGGUGCUGAGUGUCAGAGGAGUUGCAAAACCCUGCACAUGGCCUGUAUCAGCGCUGAGUGUGUCUCAGGUUGCAUGUGUCCUUCUGGCCUGGUCUCUGAUGGAGAAGGUGGCUGUGUAAAGGAGGACCAGUGUUCCUGUUACCACAAUGGAGCGCAGUACAAACCUGGGGACAGCAUCAAGGUCGACUGCAAUAAUUGCACUUGCAAUGACACAAACUGGGACUGCACAUCGAACUUGUGCCAUGGCACCUGUGCCAUCUAUGGAGAUGGACAUUACAUCACUUUUGAUGGGAAUAGAUUCAACUUUGAUGGGAGCUGUGAAUACAUUCUAACUGAGAAUUAUUGUGGACAUGGAAGUACUAAUGGAACCUUCAGAGUCAUCACUGAGAACAUUCCAUGUGGAACCACAGGAGCAACAUGUUCCAAAGCCAUCAAAUUGUUUUUGGGGAGCAAUGAGUUGAUCCUGACAGAUGGAGGUUACCAAGUCGUUCAGAGAAAUUCAGGAGCAGAGGUGCCCUACCAGAUCCGCACCAUGGGGAUCUACCUUGUGAUUGAAGCUAACAAUGGUCUGAUUCUCAUGUGGGACAGAAGAACAAGUCUGUUCCUCAAGCUGAGUCCAGAGUUUAAGGGUCAUGUUUGUGGCCUUUGUGGAAACUAUGAUGGCAACGCUAACAAUGACUUUGGCACAAGAAACCAAGGACAGGCCAUUAAGUCUCUGGAGUUUGGAAAUAGCUGGAAAGUUUCUCCAAGCUGCCCUGAUGCAAAACAGACCCCGAGUCCCUGCACAUCCAACCCUUACAGAAAAUCUUGGGCUCAGAAAAAGUGUAGCAUUAUCAUAAGUGAAGCCUUUGCAUCGUGCCAUUUUCAGGUGGAUCCUUCUCCAUUCUACGAUGCUUGCGUGAGUGACUCAUGUGCCUGUGAUAGUGGUGGAGACUGUGAGUGUUUCUGCACUGCAGUGGCAGCUUAUGCAGCAGCCUGUAAUGAAGCUGGAGCCUGUGUAGCCUGGAGAACCCCAAACAUCUGCCCUCUCUUCUGUGAUUACUACAACCCACCUGGUGAGUGUGAGUGGCACUACAAACCCUGUGGAGCUCCAUGCAUGAAGACCUGCAGGAAUCCCACUGGGCAGUGCUCUCAGCAGAUACCAGCAUUAGAAGGUUGCUACCCUCAAUGUCCUGCUGAUGAGCCCUUUUUUGAUGAAGACACCAUGACGUGUGUGCAGAGGGAGAAAUGUGGUUGUUUUGAUAGUGAUGGCAGACACUACAGCAAUGGAGAGAAAGUCCCUACCACAACAAACUGUGAAACAUGCCAAUGCAUUUCCACAACCAUCAGUUGCAAAUUUGAUGCCACAGAUGGAACCAUGUUCUCCAAUACCUGCCACAACACACCCAACUACAACAACAACAACCCAAAUUACUACGACGGCAACGACAACUCCGACACCAGCAACACCCACAACUACCCCUACGACCACAAUAACAUCUACCACAUCUACAAGCACUAUGGAACCAUGUUCUCCAAUACCUGCCACAACACACCCAACUACAACAACAACAACCCAAAUUACUACGACGGCAACGACAACUCCGGCACCAGCAACACCCACAACUACCCCUACGACCACAAUGACUACCACAUCUACAAGCACUGUUACAUCUACAACACCCAGUACACCUAUCCCAUUCUGUACUUCAACACCCACAACUACCCCUUCGACCACAAUAACAUCUACCACAUCUACAAGCACUGUAACAUCUACAACACCCAGUACACCUAUCCCAUUCUGUACCUCAACACCCACAACUACCCCUACGACCACAAUAACAUCUACCACAUCUACAAGCACUGUAACAUCUACAACACCCAGUACACCUAUCCCAUUCUGUACCUCAACACCCACAACUACCCCUACGACCACAAUAACAUCUACCACAUCUACAAGCACUGUAACAUCUACAACACCCAGUACACCUAUCCCAUUCUGUACCUCAACACCCACAACUACCCCUACGACCACAAUAACAUCUACCACAUCUACAAGCACUGUAACAUCUACAACACCCAGUACACCUAUCCCAUUCUGUACCUGGCUAAGAAUUAUGUCAAUUUGACACUUUCCGAGUUGGGCCAAGAUGUGACUUGCAAUCCAACGAUAGGACUUCUUUGCCUGAACAAAAACCAGGGAAUUAAUGGAGAGUGUUUUGAUUAUGAAAUCAGAGUACGCUGCUGUGCACCAUGCACAACCACUACCACUACCACGCCUACAAGUACAUCAACUCCCUCUACGACUACACCUACAACUCCAACAUCGACAACAACCUCCACAACUACUACAACCACUGAAACGCCCUCCACACCUCCAACAACGACACCAGCAACACCCACAACUACCCCUACGACCACAAUAACACCUACAAGUACAUCAACUCCCUCUACAACUACACCUACAACUCCAACAUCGACAACAACCUCCACAACUACUACAACCACUGAAACGCCCUCCACACCUGCAACAACGACACCAGCAACACCCACAACUACCCCUACGACCACAAUAACAUCUACCACAUCUACAAGCACUAGUACGCUGCUGUGCACCAUGCACAACCACUACCACUACCACGCCUACAAGUACAUCAACUCCCUCUACGACUACACCUACAACUCCAACAUCGACAACAACCUCCACAACUACUACAACCACUGA